Messenger RNA from Eublepharis macularius, 5889 nucleotides. RefSeq names its product KAT8 regulatory NSL complex subunit 1 (gene KANSL1). Gene Ontology annotation, cellular component: NSL complex. The transcript has 15 exons. The record is from RefSeq and is a predicted model, not a curated record. The coding region runs from base 668 to 3961 and encodes 1097 amino acids. Gene Ontology annotation, molecular function: histone acetyltransferase binding. NCBI's taxonomy places the organism in Eukaryota, Metazoa, Chordata, Lepidosauria, Squamata, Eublepharidae.
UGCCUGCUCUCCUGCCCGGGCGGAAGGUAGGGGGGACGAAGGCGAAGGGGAGCGGAGAUUCGGAAAAGGGGGCGAAGGCGGGGAGAAGGAAGCAGCGCAGAGGUUAUUGCACGCCGUGCCCCACUUUGAAGAAGAGACCCUCCUUUGCAGUAGGAGGAGGCACCGCAACAGCCGCCGCCGCCACUGGGGGGAGGAAAACAGGAGCGCCUCCCCCCGCUUCUUCCUUCCCCAGGGAGUGUGGGGUGUGUGGGGGUGGUUGCAAAAGAGAAGACACCCCCCCCCCCGAAAUCCUUUCCUUCCCCAGCCCUUUUCCUGCCCGCCCGCCCUCCUUGCCUGCUGAAGAGCAGGGAGCAGGCGGGCAGGGAAAGGGGAGCCGGGGCUGGAAGGAAGGGGGAGGAAAAGAAAAGCCGGAGAAGAAAAACAGCCGCGGCGGAAGAGACCACGGGGGCAGCCGCCGAAGAGGAGGCGAGGGCUGGGCUGCUCGCUCCCUUUCCUUGUUUGCAAACUGCGCCCUUUUGAUUUUUUUGAUCUUAUUUUUUUUUUCGUACCGGGCCGGAUCCGCCCGGACUCUGCUUCAUCACGUGGCUGUCCUCUGGCGAGGCAGUAGGAAACAGCAGAGCUGGCCUCUGCAACGGGAGAGGUUGGACUUCCCGUCUCUCGGUGCUGAAUGGCUACUAUGGCGCCCGCUCUCACUGACGCAGCAGCUGAAGCUCACCACAUCCGGUUCAAACUGGCUCCCCCAUCCUCCGCCCUGUCUCCUGGCAGUGCCGAGAACAACGGCAACGCCAACAACAUACUUGUCACCACCAACGGCACCAAAAGGAAAGCUGAGGAUUCCAGCCUAGAUUUUCGAAAUAACCCAACAAAGGAAGAGCUGGGAAAGCUGCAACCCCUGGUGGCAUCCUACCUCUGUUCGGAUGUAAAAUCUGUUCCUCCAAAGGAGUCUUUGAAGCUUCAAGGGGUCUUCAAAAAACAGACAGUCCUUAAGUCUCACUCUCUGUUAUCACAGUCCUUCUUGAAAACUAGUGACUUGUUGGGGAGGCAACCAGUGUUGGAGUUUUCCUUGGAAAACCUAAAAACCAUGAGCACGAGUAAUCAGACACCUCUGCCGCAAGCACCUGUCAAUGGAUUGGCUAAAAAGUUAGCUAAGAGUAACAGUUCUGAUCAUGAAAACUCUGCUUCACUUAAUGGCGGGAAGCGUGCUGUCCCUUCUGCCACCCUCCAGGAUAUUGAUUCUAAUAGGCCUGGGGGUUCUGAUUUGGGGGACCUGAAAUCAGGUUUGACGAAUUGCACUCUUCCACACAGAAAUCUUGAUGCAGAGCAUGCAGCUCUACUUAGCAAUAAUGGCAUUGCAAAUAAACGAACCCUGAAUUCUCCGGAACAUGGGUAUGAAGGGGGCAGUGGAGAAAACAGGUUGUUGACAUUAUCUGGUGUGCCUGCUCCUUCUGAGCUUGGGAGCAGCAAACCUGAAGAGCAGAAGAUCUCUCUGCCAAACAACUCCUUCAGCACCCUGGAUUCUGAUAUGAGGACAAAGGUACUGUUGCGGCGGCAGGUAGACAUUGAAAAUCGUGCUCGCAGGCUCCAAAAGCGCUUACAGGUGGUGCAGGCCAAGCAGGUGGAGCGACAUAUCCAGCAACAGCUGGGUGGAUUCUUGGAGAAGACUCUGAGCAAGUUGCCAGCUUUGGACUCUUUGAGACACCGGAGUCAGCUGAUGCUGACCCGCAAGGCAGAAGCAGCUUUGAGGAAAGCUGCAAGUGAGACAAAUACUUCAGAAGGACUGAGCAGCUUCCUAAAAAAUGACUCUAUCUCAGAGGAACUGGAGAGGUUUACUGCCAGUGGGAUGGCUAACCUGCGAUCCUGUGAGCAAGCGUUUGACUCUGACGUUACAGACAGCAGCUCAGGAGGGGAGUCUGAUAUUGAAGAGGAGGAACUGACCAAAGCAGACACUGAACAGUGCCACAUACCACUGAGGCGGCGGUCAGAAUGGCGAUGGGCAGCAGACAGAGCAGCCAUUGUGAGUCGCUGGAACUGGCUUCAAGCACAUGUAUCGGAUCUGGAGUACCGAAUCCGGCAGCAAACGGAUAUUUACAAGCAGAUUCGAGCGACCAAGGGCCUGAUACUCCUUGGUGAGGCACCUCCCUCUGAACCCACCUUAGGUGACUCAUCCCACACACUCAGUGCUGAUGUCAAGCUGGAGCCUGGGGUUGAUAGACUGGGCACGUCAGCAUCUCAGCCACCCGAGAAUUUCUGUAUGUCUGUUGGCAAUACCCAAGAAUCCCUACCUGCCAAAACCUGUGGAGUGCCAAGGCCAGUCAAUGGCGUCAUAAACACUCUACAGCCUGGCUUGACGGAGCACGCUCAGGGAGACAGCUCGGAUGCUGAGGAGCUGCUGCGUAAAAAACAGAGGCUACAUUUAGUCUCUUCCCCUCCUGAUGGAACCUGUGUAGCAGCCCGCACCCGCCCUGUCCUCAGCUGCAAGAAACGACGACUGGUUCGACCCAACACCCUGGUACCACUCUCCAAGAAGGUUCAUCGCAAUAGCAUGGGGCGGUGCAACUGUGAUGUGAACCCCUUAUGUGCUCUGUGUGGCACGCGGAACUCAGUGCCUCCAGAAAUCCAGUAUGAAGCCCCUUUGAUGGAACGUCUUUCUCAGUUGGACUCCUGCAUCCACCCUGUUCUCUCAUUCCCAGAUGAUGUACCGAUGAGUUUGCAUUUCCAGAGCAUGCUGAAAUCCCAACUGCAGAACAAGCCUUGUGAGAAAAUCAAACCUCCCAAAAAGCUCACCCUGAAGCAUCGGCCCACCAUGCCUCCUAGCAGUCUGUCUGACCCACUGCGCAAGGACCGCCACAAGCUAGUUAAUACUUUCUUAGCUGCGGCCACUUGCUCACAUCACAAAACCGAGCCAGACAAGGCACACAGACAGUCCUUAGACGAUCUAAGGGCUGCUCCCAAGGCCGAGAGAGCGCCAGAGCGCUCACUUAUCCUGACUCCAGUUCAUGAGAGAAAGCGAUUACGGGACAGCUCCUCCGAGAGAAGCGAAGUGUUGAAGCACCAUGCAGAUAUUGGAGGCUCAAGCUACCUGUCAAGCACUAUGGCCACAUCAGCUCACAGUCCCAUCAUGCGGCAGCUGUCCACUUCCUCGGAAAACUCCACCCCUGCCAGCACAAGUUCCCUGAGUGCCUCCAGUGCGUCUCAGCAGCCAAGAAGGAGAAGAGGGGAAAGCUCUUUUGACAUUAACAACAUUGUCAUCCCUAUGUCAGUUGCUGCAACAACUCGUGUAGAAAAACUGCAGUACAAGGAAAUCCUUACACCAAGCUGGCGAGUUGUGGAUAUCGGUGCUCUGAAGGUGAACCCAGAUGAAGACAGCGAAGAGAUAGAGGACUUGUCAGAUGCAGCCUUUGCCACUCUCCAUGCCAAGUGUGAGGAAAUGGAGCGGGCAAGGUGGCUCUGGAGCACAAGUAUGCCACCUCAGCGGCGGGGCAGCAGGUCUUACAGAUCAGCAGAUGGACGGACAACCCCACAGAUGGGGAACCCAUCUACUCCACAGCCAGCAUCCCCUGAAGUUGGCAAUUGCCACUCCCACUCUGACUUCUCCCACACCCAUUCUCCACGUAGUCCCAUCAGCCCUGACCUGUUGUCUGGUCCCCACACUCCUCUGUCCCGGGACUCCAUGCGGCAUCUGUCCACAGAGGACACACGUUGCUCCACACCAGAAUCUGGCCUGGAUGAACAGACUGUACAGCCCUGGGAACGGCGCAGCUUUCCACUUUCCUACAACCCCAAGACAGAGUGUGAAGACCAAUCAGAUCCACAGGACCGGACGUCACGCUGCACACGGCGCACCUCUGGCAGCAAGCCCUCCCGAGAGACAGAAGGAGCACCCACCUCACCCACUCUUGCUAGCCUCAAGAACCGGAACCCGGGGACACUGGCCCCAAUCCAGCGGCCGGCCCACAGAUAAGAAAUGGACAGGAAGAUGAAAGCAAAAAAAAGCAAUCCACCAAACUAACUCUUGGCAUUAAAGCUUCCGAAAUCUGCGUUUGAUAUUCAAACAUCCUGCUGGGAAUUUUCACAGUUUUUAGUGAAUUUAAGGAGUUUAGAAACUUUUUUUCUCCUCCCCCCCCCCCUUUCUCUUUCAGUGUUUCCUUGUCACAGACACCUUAUUCAGUGCUGUGUGGUCUAGUGAGGAGAGCAAACCUGUUGCACCCUCCCCAUGCUUAGGUGUAUACUUCUAGAACUGAGUGUGAAGCUGGCUAAUUGACCUUGGAAAUAAUUCUUGGGUGAAAAGCUGCCUUUUUUUUGUCAUUCAGUGUCUGUUCUCCUUACUUGCCACCACCACCUCUCUGUCCUCCCCCUCCCUUAAGAUUUUAGUGGAGUGAAAUUAGUGGUGAAAAGUGAUGUCUGCAUUCCACCUUCCUCACGAAGUGUUCCACUCACGGACCACACUAGCACCAGAAAGCACUUGCAGUGCAAACCCUCUAGUUGUUCGGUUCCCAGAGCUGUAUUCAAGAGGGACAGCUUCUUGCUCUUGAGCCUCAGUGAGCUCUUCCCCUCCACUUACCUGCUUUAAUCCUCUCUGCUGUUUGUUGCUGCUUUUAAUAUCAUUUCUCCAUCUUAAAGAGGAGCUGUUCUGUUCAUGGAAGGAAAAGGCCAUUUAUCCACAGCACCCCAAAGUACCAUUUGGGGCAUCAGUUUUCUUCAAACCCUAUUGUGGGUUUUUGGGGGGGGGUGUAAUGUAAUAGCAAUGGAAAUGGGGUCCAACAUUUCAAAAGGAGCAGUUUUCUACACCUUCAGAUUUUUUUGUUAGCUGUGACUCGUAAUUCCCACCCCAUUCCUUUCACUGAUCUGUUAACAAUUAACUUUUCAAUUUUGCCCUCUGCUGUUCGUUUAAAAAUUGGAGUUGGUUAUACAUCAUCUGCUACUGAAUUGCAAUACAGUAGUGUUAAGCCUUAAAUAGUGGGAGGAAUGUCACAGGAUUCAACCACUCGCCACCCUUGACCCAUAAGCCAUAUUUUAGUUAGAUUAGUAUAAUUUCAUUGUGUGCUUUCCCCCCUCCUCAAAAGUAGCCUGUGGUGUGUUGCUUAAAAUUAAUCCUUCAGUUUUACAAUUGGUACCUUGAGUACCUAAAAUGUUUGGAAUUUUUGCACAGAGCAAAGUAUGACUUUGUUUUUCACCACUAUUGUUGAACUCCACUUCCACACUCAAGCUCGUUUGGAUGCAAGCUACUCGUCAGGUUGUUCUCCCUCUUUCUGAGAGUGUCUCAGGCCAAGGAUCACCAAGCUCAACAGGUUCUUUUUUAAUUAUCAUUAUUUAAAGAGGCCGCUGCCAUCACCUCCCAUCCCCAGCGACUCCCAAAUUCUGCACACCGAUCAAUCUGUAACGUUUUUCUGACCCUAGCGGUGUGGCUGUUGGUCCCUGUCCUGUUGUUAGCAUUGCGCCUGUCUUCUGUAUUAAUCACGUCACCAAAAAAGGAAAAAAAGACAUUUUUUCCCAUUUUGUAAUCGUAAUGAAAUAGUAGCUAAACUGCUUAAUGGUUGGGGUUUUUUCACAAUUUUCAACAUUACCUAAUUUUUUUUGGUUCUGUUCUAGUUUAAUUUCUUUUAAAAAGAGGAAAAAAACCCAAUGCUACCAUAUCCCUUUGCAUUAAGUGCUUUUCUAUUUAUAAAGUUGAAAAUUCUGAAUAACCCUUUUAGCGUUAUAAAGGAAAAAAAUUCACAAAAAAACCUUGUAUUUUGUAAAUAUUUCUUUUCCUGCUUCAAGCUGUGUAAUGUCCUUGUUAUAUAGAAACGCUUUUCUUCAGAGAAGCUGAUCUUUGUUUAAUGUCUUGAUUCUGUUGGCCAAAGCACAGAUGUGUGCUUAUAAAAAAGGAAAAAAAAGGAUUAAAAAAAA